Messenger RNA from Halteromyces radiatus, 1903 nucleotides. RefSeq lists its product as uncharacterized. The coding region runs from base 33 to 1778 and encodes 581 amino acids. The record is from RefSeq and is a predicted model, not a curated record. The transcript has 10 exons. Lineage: Eukaryota; Fungi; Mucoromycota; Mucoromycetes; Mucorales; Cunninghamellaceae. Gene Ontology annotation, molecular function: protein binding.
CUUUCCUUUCUUUUUUCCCUUUAAUAUUAGAGAUGACCAUAUUACUUUUUUGUUUGUUGGGUUUAUCUUUGGUAUUUGCACAACAAAUACCUCAGGCACAAUAUAAACAAGGAUGUGAACUGUUGGGAAAAAAAAUUUAUUGUUUUGGUGGAGCUAUAAGGGAUACCUCAUCCAGCUUUGCUCAAUAUGCUGAUUCAUUUAAUAACAAUCAUUAUGUUCUUGAUCUCACUAAUUUUACUACCGAUAAAGAUGCUGCAAACUUGCAAUGGCAACAAGUACCUCCUCCAUCAAAUCAAUUCGUUUUAGAACCUAGAGCUGAUUUUGCUCAUGUCAAAGUCUCUGAUAAUUCUUAUAUUGUCUUUGGUGGAGCUGGCUCUACUAAAACUUAUGCUGCCAAUCCUAAUCUGAAGAAUCUCACCACUAUAUACUUUGCAGAUCAAAACUCAUGGCAAACAAUCCCAACUGGUCAAUUACCUCCAAGUACUAUUUUGACCAAUCAAGGAUUUGGUGGAGAAGCAUUGAUGGAUGGUAAUGGUACUGUUUGGUUAUUUGGUGGUAUUCCUCCUAGUCCACAAGCAACUUCAUUUAAUCUCAAUUCCACUAUUUUGAAGAUCAAAAAUCAAAACCCUCAAUGGACUGCUAUCUCUGCUACAUUGAAUCCUCCAGCUGAUGAUCCUUUUUAUCCUUCAUUCCAUCAUGGUGCUGUCUCUAUGAGAAACGGUUACAUUUACUCAUAUGGAGGCAUUUCUUAUAGUUUUGCCUUUGGUAAUUAUCAAAACAACUAUGCUGAUUCGAACGGAUUCUUCAAACUUCCAACUGUCAACUCUGAAAUGUACGAAUUUCUUGUAUACAACAAUUCCGGUAACGACACCAAAGACUUUGAUUAUAACUAUGUUGCUCCUGUUCAAAGAGAACUACAUACUUUAACUGCUUUACCCAACUCUGAUACUUUCCUUUUAUAUGGUGGAGUCAGUGGAUCCAAUAUUAUUAGCGAUUACUGUUAUACUUAUGACACCAUUAGUAACUUAUGGACAAAAAUCACUUUCCAAGGUGGUGGUCCUGGUCCUAGAUAUGGUCAUUCUGCUAUUGCUUAUGGCAAGGACUCUGUAUUUGUUAUGUUUGGUGCCAAUUCCAAUGGGAAUAUGUUGAAUGAUGCCUAUGUUUUGAAUACGACAACCUUUACUUGGACUAACAUCCCUACUGCUAAUAAUGGAACAACAUCCAAUGAUUCAUCCACUGGAUCGUCAUCUGUUCUUGGAGGAGGCGCCAUUGCUGGUAUUGUUAUCGGCUCUAUUGCUGUUAUUGCAAUCAUUGCAGGUGGUGGUUACUUUUUAUAUAAACGUGGUGUUUUCAAUACCCAACAAACUACAGCUACAUUUACUCCUCCUGUUUACGGCAAUCAAGAUGAUGAUGAUGAUCUCAAUCGACCUACCACUGAAAAAUUCGCAAAUCCUUCUCCAAAUGGUCAACAACAAGCACGCGCAAUGGAUGUAUAUCCUGUACCUCUGGCUCAUUUGAAUACAGCAAGCCAGUCAUCACAUGCCAUCAAACCAUUAGAACAUGAUACCUUGUCAAGUCCUGCUGACACUGAUUACAACGAACUACCAAUGAAACCAAUGUCCAAUCAUUAUGGAGAUAUGCACUCUAGCAGCUACGGGGAUGGAUCUGUCAAACCUCAUGAUGCAAGAUUUUCUGAUGAAAUACAUUCUACUUCUACGGCGGAUUUGGUCGGAUCUUCUGGUUAUCCUCAUCCUGUUAAACCUCAUGGUUUUGAAUAGAUAAAAUACUUUAGUUUAUCGUCAUUUUAUUCUCUCCUAUUUGAUCAUCUACUUUCUAUCUUUUAUUAUCUAUUACUUCCUUUACGCCUUAUUUACAUCAGCGUAGUAAUGACUUUCACCUUUUU